GGCCUGCGUGGCCCCACGGGCCAGAAGCUGGUGCGCUUCGGCGACGAGGACAUAACUUGGCAAGAUGAACACUCUGCCCCUUUCUCCUGGGAAACAAGGAGUCAGAUGGAGUUCAGCAUUGCCUCCUUGUCCAUCCAGGAACCGAGCAAUGGCAUGGCCACCAGUGAGCCAAGGCCGCUGCCCAAAGCCUCGCAGGGCAGCAGGUCCUCCAGCCUGGACGCCCUGGGUCCAGCCAGGAAGGAAGAGGAGGCAUCUUUCUGGAAGAUCAAUGCUGAGCGGUCCCGGGAGGGGCCUGAGGCUGAGUUCCAGUCGCUGACCCCCAGCCAGAUCAAGUCCAUGGAGAAGGGGGAGAAGGUGCUGCCUACUUGUUACCGGCAGGAUCCCUCCCCAAAGGACCGGGAGGCCAAGGCCCUGCGCCUUCCCAGCACAAGCACCGAGCGUGAGAGACCCCAGCUGGUGCAGGGCCCCACCAGCAUGUUACCUGAGGUCACGCCCUGUGAGCCCCCGGGGAAGCCGUUGUCUCCCGAUGCCGGGCGAGAUGAAGAGGACGAGGACGAUGCUCUGUUCCCGGAGCCCAAGCCUGCACAGGUCACCUCAAGCAACGUCGUCUUGAAGACAGGGUUUGAUUUUCUGGACAACUGGUAAACUGUAUUAGACCAAAAAAAAAAAAAAAAAGCCAAGAACCCCAAAACACUUUCCACAGUGCUACGCGGAUGGAGGAUAAGAAGGGCAAUGUUGCCUUGUGUAUUUUCCUGGUUUCUCUACUCUUUUUCUUAAUCCUUUGGAAACUGGUAAAUAUUGCCAGAUUUUUCCCUUUUGGUAAAACCAGAUAUGUAUACUAUUUUCACUGAUUUGAUAACGGAAGUUUUACAUCUGGAAUUUUUAAGGACUGUUAGGAAUUCAGUAAAUCUUAUAAAUAAAACUUCCGUUCCCAGCUCCACCCGUUUCCCCUCCUCGCAGGAAGUUUUCUCACCAUGUCACGGAAGUCCGGCUGUGAUUCCAUCUCAUGUUCUGUGCCCCAGUGGGUGACCUCAGUGAUGUCCUCAGCCGUGAUGACACUGGCUGCUGGGUGUGG
Messenger RNA from Fukomys damarensis (Damara mole-rat), 1075 nucleotides. It is a transcript of the gene CUNH1orf198, whose product is annotated as chromosome unknown C1orf198 homolog. NCBI's taxonomy places the organism in Eukaryota, Metazoa, Chordata, Mammalia, Rodentia, Bathyergidae. The coding region runs from base 106 to 645 and encodes 179 amino acids. The transcript is spliced from 4 exons. The record is from RefSeq and is a predicted model, not a curated record.